AAUCACCUCCCCAGCAGAACCAAUUUUAUCAGUCAUCUGUCACAAUAAUCUGAAAUCGGCAUUUUGAGCUACUGAUCCUGAUUCCGGCGGCAAAAAAUUGCGGAAAGAUUUUACAUCGCCCAACCGUGCCGCCCUUUCAACACACUGGCGGGCAGAGACGAGCGCGCCUUUAUUACUACUACCGCGCUGGACGGUGACCAACUGCUGUAUCGCUGCUCUCAUAGAAUUAAAAUAACCAACCAUGUUUGACUUCGACGACGACGCGUCCAGGCGCGAAAAGUGCUACACCACUGUGGCCGAACUGCCGUCCUUCGUCGACCCCAAGCAGCCUCCAUCUACACGAUUGCCUUUCUCGGCUAUUGGAGGUCACUCCUUUUUGCAUACAGUAGAGGUCCUUCUCCCGGAGAAGGCUUACGCGGCCAUCGAGAGUUCGGUAGACUCCAAAUUGCAAAAACUCCGAUAUGCUCGGGUGUUCAUGUCUCUCUCGGCUUUGAUCGAGGGCGAGUUUUUCAAUACUUACAUCAAGUCUGGCAACAUUCUCAUGAUAUCCGAAGGCCGAUCAGGCUCGGAUAACGUGUUUUCUCUCAGAGAUGGGAUCCUCCGUCUAGAACUCGGAAAGGAGGUAUACGAACGAACCGGUCUCACAGGGAAACCGAUCCGGAGCGGCGGUAGAAAACAUGGCAAGGAAAGAUAUCUGGUGGAAUUGAAUCUGCGCCUACCGUCCAUGCUCCACGGCAAGAAAGGUUUCGAGAGAAUCGUCUGGGCAUUUAAGAACGUGCUCAACCACGCCGUCGCUUGGCUCUUCUAUGACCUGCAAUCGGAAUCGGGUGGGAUCUCCCAAGACGAUCAAUCUCUGAAAGGAAACCAUCCACACAUCAUCGACUGCGAGCCAUCGCGAACCUACCAUCGCGAUGUUCUCGUCCCGCCGUUCAAAUCCGCCACCAACACAGAAGCAGGUCCCACAGAAGACCUGAAUGUUUCCUGCAAUGAACUCUCCGAGUGGCUUGCUAUGGUGACGCUUCAAUCAUCUCUCGUCUCGUCGCACGACGACACCGACCCCUACCUAUGUCGGUAUAGUGUCCCCGACGCGGAGGACGCGGAGUCUUCCGAUCUAGUCAGUCUGAGAUGGCACGGCUUUGCUUCUCCGAAAUGGGUGAUGCAGCUUUUUAUCACUUUACUACAAGAAAUCGGACGUUAUGCCCCCGCUUCGUCCGCUUGGUUUGCUCUUUCAGCAAGUGCGCUUGGAAGAGAUGUUGUCGAUGGGAAAGAUGGGUAUACGAUCAUGACCUUGCCGCCGACAAACAUGGUGGAUGACUCGGAAGGUGGCGAGCAGGAUAAGCCGGCGGGCUCGCAAUCCAUUAAACAUCGGCCUUUUGUCUGCUGGGAAUACGUGGGGGCUUCGACUUUGGAGACGUGAAUUGAGAUGUG
Molecule: messenger RNA, 1428 nt
Organism: Aspergillus steynii IBT 23096
Lineage: Eukaryota; Fungi; Ascomycota; Eurotiomycetes; Eurotiales; Aspergillaceae
Product: ribonuclease P protein subunit p40
Exons: 7
Coding region: 242-1417 (391 amino acids)
Biological process (GO): tRNA 3'-end processing; endonucleolytic cleavage in ITS1 to separate SSU-rRNA from 5.8S rRNA and LSU-rRNA from tricistronic rRNA transcript (SSU-rRNA, 5.8S rRNA, LSU-rRNA); tRNA 5'-leader removal
Cellular component (GO): multimeric ribonuclease P complex; ribonuclease MRP complex
Molecular function (GO): ribonuclease MRP activity; ribonuclease P activity
Source: RefSeq, a predicted model, not a curated record